UGCAACAAGCUGGAGUUUAUAUUUCCUUUCUCUCUUUUUGGUGGUCUUCAAAAAUUAAAAUAUUUGGAAAUCUGGAAAGCUACUGAGUUGAAAUACAUUUUUGGGAAAUGUUAUGAUGAAGAUCAUUUAUCAAAUGAGAAUGAAAGUGAUGAGCAUCAUAUUUUUCUCCCUGCUUUGGAAGAAAUGAUACUUAAAGAUGUACCAAAGAUGAUCAACAAUAUUUGGGCAAAGAAAUGUCAUCUGGGAUUGCCUUCUCUACAGAGUAUUAAUUUGGAUGGUCAAGAGUUCAAUGGAAGAUCUUUUCUCAAUUUGAUGGCUUACUUACAAGGAAUACGAUUGAAUGUGAAAGCUCCAGAGGACGUGAUGAAAAUUAUAAAGGAUAUGCAGAAGUUGACAUAUCUUAAAGUGAGCAACUCCAACAUAGAAGAUGUUCUUAAUUUGGAAGCAGAAAUUGAAGGUCCAGUGACAUUAAGCUUAGAAAGAAUGAUUUUGAAAAAUCUAAGCGAGUUGAGGCAUAUAUGGAAGGGUCCCAAAUAUAUUUUGAGCCUCCACAAUCUUUCCGAACUAAUAAUCGAAGAGUGUAAGAAGCUAAGGGCCAUCUUCUCUGUCUCAAUAUUGAAAAGCCUCCCACAAUUGUCCUCUGUAACGAUAGAAGGCCGUGAUGAAUUAGUUGACAUUAUUGAAGAGAGUGCUGAGAAUCAUUUGCAUCAACCUUGCUUCCGAAAGUUAGAACGAAUUGUGAUCAAGCGUUGUAAUAGAUUGAAAUACCUUUUCUCCUUGUCAACACCUUCCAUGUUUCCAAAGCUGUGGAAAUUGGAAAUAGAAGAAGCCUCAAAGUUGGAGCAAGUAUUUAUGCGCAAACAGAAUGAUACAGAGAACAUGGUGCUGAAGGAUGUGUUCCCAGAUCUUUGGAUAAUAAGACUCAAGAGUUUGCCAAUGCUCGCUGCUAUUUGUAGUGGGAUCAGUUUCCAAACUGCGCCAUAUCUUGAAGUAGUUGAUUGUCCCAAAUAUCAAGAAAUUACAGCUCAGCUGCAAGAAGGACAUUCAAAUUUGGAAUCGAAAAAUCAAGCAAAAACAGAGGAGCAACUCUAUGUGAAUUCUGAAAAUGCUCAGGUUGUGCCAUAUAUGGGAGAAACAAGUGGUUCAUCAUCAAAUUUAGCAAAGAUUAAGGAAGAAACAUUAAUGGAAGUUCAAGCUAAAGAUCCUACUCUUUCUUUGGAGAAACAUGCAACAGAAACUUUAGCGGCUGAAUCACAAUUGAGAAGGACAUCUGUACAUGAGUUUGACGAUGAACGUGAAAUAAGCAAUUCAACUAUGCAGCUCCAACAUAAGGAUCUUGCAGAAAUAAAGUCCACCAUUAAAGCUUCUCAUAAAACCAGUAUACCAUUUGAUGAUUAUAGUAUGGAUCACGUAAUAAAAGAAAGAGUUCAAGAAGGUCCUACCCCAGAGGAUGUAGUGGUAGCAAUUAUGAUAGCUGAGUUAGCAGCAAGAAAGUCAUCUUCAGAAUUAAUCACUCCUCUCCAAGAAGAGUUGUCAUCUUCAGCUAAACAUAAUGUGGCUGAAAGCUUUCGACAAGACACUUCAAUUAAGAAAACUAGAAUGGUUGCUACCUCAGUUCCUGAUGAAGAAACAAAGAAGGAUAUUAGCAGAGUAAUUGAUCCUGCUCCUGCUUCAAAGUUAUUGGCAACAACUUCAUCUUCUUUUCAGGUUGCUAAUAUGAAAGAAGCACAUGAACAAGACUUCGAAGAUAAUGUUGAAACAGAGGAAGCUAUGAUGGCAAUUCAAUCCACUGAUCUAGAGUCAGUGAAGAAAUUUAUAGGAUCAUCCAUGACUGCACAAAGCUCAGAAACAGGGAAAGAAGCUGUUGGAGUGGUCCUUACUUCAGGGUUAUCAGUGGCUACAACUUCAUCAAAUUUAGAGAGAAGAAUUGAAAGUAUUCCAGAAGAGACCACACCUAUUAAAGAUAAAAUAGAUGCCUUCUCAAUUAGUUCACAAGCAGAAGGAUCUCCAUCAAGUCUACCUGCAAUUAGUGCUAAAGAAACAGCAACAGGAAUUGAUACAACAAUUGCUGCUACGGAGACAUCACCAACGGCAACUCCAAUUGAGUCAGAAUUCAUCAAAACACAUCAGACUAUUAAAGAAGUGAGAGGUUCAAUUGUUCAAGUGGAAUCUGAAUCAGAGAAGCUUGAAAAGACAAACCCUCCUGAAGUUAUUCCUUCUGUCGAUCAACAAUCACAAGUUGCUAAUGCUGGCACUUCUCCUAAAUUGGGGGUUUGUGAGAUUUUCCAACUCGUGGAGCUGAAACAUAGUGAAACAGCUUUACUUGCACAAGCACUUGAACAAUACCCUCAACUAUUGUUACCUCAUGAACAUCGCUCACACCGUAUGAUGCUUGGUCCUACCGAGUUUUGGUUGAUAUUUUGGUUGUGCUAAAUACCAAGACUCCUUGUACCAUCACAAGUUCAGAGAAGUCAACCUUCGAGGCUAACUCAUGUGAUGCAACCUUGCUUGGGUUUCACAAGGACUGGGUUGAUUCAGUGCGGGCUAGAGUUCUUAAUGUUGACUUGUCUGAUGUCUUGGCGGCUGAAGAGGAGAUUCAAGUCAUGGAGGCCGAGCUUGAGACAUGUGACAUUGCCUUAGAGCAAGUUCGAAAGCAAAGACUAGAAGCCAAACAGAGGCUUGCAGUGGUAAGAAGACAGUUGGAGAUUGCACAAACUGAGAUUGAAGCCAUUGAUUCUCAAUUGUCAAGUCUCCUCGAAAAUCACAAGAAAUUGCUGACGAGGAUAGCUGAGUUUAGAGAAAUAAUAAGUGCCAAGGAUACACCCUUUGGCAUUUAAGUGUGUGUUUGGUUAAGUUCUUUUGUUAUUUCAUUUACGUUUCUAAAAAGACUAAAAAACAGUGAACCAUAAUGCAUAUGACAUGGACCAACAUUUCUCUAUGUUCAAUUAAAUAAGAGGACGGAGCUUGAACUCUGAUGCAUGGAUUGAAA
Messenger RNA from Prosopis cineraria, 2989 nucleotides. RefSeq lists its product as uncharacterized. The record is from RefSeq and is a predicted model, not a curated record. The transcript is spliced from 13 exons. The coding region runs from base 184 to 2433 and encodes 749 amino acids. Lineage: Eukaryota; Viridiplantae; Streptophyta; Magnoliopsida; Fabales; Fabaceae.